CCGCUCGGGGCCUUCGCCAUGGCCCGCAAGAAGAAGGGCGGCGGGAGCCAAGGCCGCCUGGUGCUCACCUUCGACGAGGAGAAGCGGCGGCUGGAGCCCCCCAGGAACGGGCAGGCGCCCUCUGCCCCUGCCUUGGAUGGGCCCCGAGUAGAGACGUUGUAAAUGGUGGUGUAGACGUCCUGCUUUCCUCCUCCCCGCUAAGAAAAAAACAGGGGCCACCGGGCCCUCCUCGAGGUCGGGACCAUGUCAUUCUCUCCAUUUUAUGGAGCAGAAAACCGAGGCUGCCCCAGGCUUCCAGGGGAAGAAGGGACCCUGGAGUUUGAACCCACGUCCCUUGGCAGCAAUUCCAACGGUCUUGCCCCCGAGUGGGAUACGCUGCCUGGGAAGGGACUACCUGACGGGCUUCCACAAGCGGAAGGUGGAGCGCAGGAAGGUGGCCCUGGAGGAGAUCCGCAGGAAGCUGAAGGAGGAGCAGCGGAAGCUCCGGGACGAGCGGCACAAGGAGUACCUGAAGAUGCUGAAAGAUCGGGAAGAGGCUCUGGAAGAGGCAGACGAGCUGGACCGGCUGGUGACCUCCCAGACCGCGUGUGUGCGGUACGACCACCCCAACCACACGGUGACCGUGACCACCAUCAGCGACCUGGACCUCUCAGGGGCCCGGCGCCUGGGGCUGCCCCCGCCUGGGGGAGAAGCAGACCCUGCGGCAGAGGGAGCAGAGACCCCCGCACGUGGUCCCGGGGCUUUGCCCAAGAAGUCUCGGAACCCCUUCCUGUCUCAGAGGAUCUCCUCCCUCACAGCCUCCCUCCACGCACGGAGCCAGAGGCGGGCCGAGAGGAAACGCCCACAUCCACGCCGUGGCCUUGAUUCCGCUAAGAAGCCACCCAGCGCCACGCGGACCAGCAAGGCUCACCGCCGCAGGAUGACCGGCGGGAACAGGCGAGACGGUGGCCCAGGGUAGGGGGGCGCCUUUCCCCCAUGCCCUCUCCUUGUUGCCCCCUCCUCGAGGCUGGAAUCUUCUGGAAGCUGCCACAGAGCCCCCCCACCUGCCUUUGCUACCCAGACCUUGUACCCUCACAGCUAAGGAGGCCCGGGUUCGAGUGUCCCCACCCCAGGGCCGGGCUUUGGGGGCCUUGAAUUGGACCCUUGCAACCUCAGUAUUGUUCCCGAGGCUUCUCUGGUUAGUCUGGGGGACUCGACCCAAAAGAAAGCGCCUGUGGGCAGGGCAGGGCAGAGCUCGCUGAGGGUGCCCCAGCCUCUGAGAAUCCUCACACCGACUUCCUGUUUCUCCUUUGAGUGAAACGAUGGACCCCAGAGAGUGUUGGCUGACAGCCCCUUCCAGGCAGGGUUGGGCCUGGCCUUGGGACUGUUAGAUGGGGAUAUCCCCACUUGCUGCUGGGUGAUCUGGGGCGGGUGUGCCCCUCCUUCCCUCCUCUGCGAUUGGUCACCUCGAGCCUGCCCAGCUGCAGGAAAAGCUGCUUCGGUCCCUGCCCCCCUCUAGCCCUUGGUGAUUUUGAGAGGCUGUGACCAGAGAGGUGUCAAUAAAGUCUGGCCAGUGAACAUGUUA
Molecule: messenger RNA, 1564 nt
Organism: Phascolarctos cinereus (koala)
Lineage: Eukaryota; Metazoa; Chordata; Mammalia; Diprotodontia; Phascolarctidae
Source: RefSeq, a predicted model, not a curated record